AACAAUUGAGUCGAUAAUGAAGAAAUUUACAAUAUCUGAAGUUGACAAUAUGAAGUAGUUGAUAUUAGCGCGUUCUGCAAUUGGCAGAAAAUUAGUUUCAAUGUUUGGGUUAGUCGUUUGUGGUUAUUUCACUUUGUUUUAUCAUAUAAAAAUGUAAUAGUCAAUUAGAUCAGAUUAUGAUUGCAACUACUCAAAGAAUAAUUUCGACAAAUUUCUGUGAAUAAAUGUGAAUCGCGUGUGUUUUAGUGUGAGUGCUAGUCGCAGACUCCAAAAGUGAAGAUGUCUUCAAAGAGCGAGUUAAAAAAGUUGUCAGAAGAAAGUCUAACAAGACAACCCGAAGAAGUUUUUGACAUUAUCUGUAAACUUGGCGAGGGAUCUUAUGGCUCCGUGUAUAAAGCACUCCACAAAGAGAGUGGACAGGUACUCGCAAUAAAACAAGUACCAGUCGACACAGACUUGCAGGAAAUCAUUAAAGAAAUUUCUAUAAUGCAACAAUGUGACUCCCCUUACGUUGUAAAAUAUUAUGGAAGCUACUUCAAAAACACAGAUUUAUGGAUUGUCAUGGAGUAUUGCGGAGCAGGAUCCGUAAGUGAUAUUAUGAGGUUAAGAAAAAAAACUCUUCAGGAAGACGAAAUCGCUACAAUUCUUUGUGAUACACUCAAGGGUCUCGAAUAUCUUCACCUUAGACGAAAAAUUCACAGGGACAUUAAGGCUGGAAACAUUUUGCUCAAUAACGAAGGACACGCAAAGUUAGCCGACUUUGGCGUUGCUGGUCAAUUAACGGACACAAUGGCUAAACGAAAUACCGUGAUCGGUACACCAUUUUGGAUGGCGCCCGAAGUCAUUCAAGAAAUAGGUUAUGACUGUGUGGCGGACAUUUGGUCUCUUGGAAUAACGGCGCUUGAAAUGGCAGAGGGAAAACCACCGUACGGGGAUAUUCAUCCGAUGAGAGCAAUUUUCAUGAUCCCUACGAAACCACCUCCCAGCUUUAGAGAACCUGAUCAGUGGAGUCCAGAGUUUAUAGAUUUUGUGAGUGGGUGCCUUGUUAAAAACCCGGAAGAAAGAGCCACUGCCACUGAGUUAUUGCACCAUGAAUUCAUAGGCAAUGCUAAACAACCAAGUAUUCUCAGUCAAAUGAUCGCAGAUGCGCAUGAGAUGAGAGAAAAACAAAGUGCACAUAGAGCACAUGUGAUUAAUAACGUGGCAAUCAAGAGUCAACAAAACACAGAAGACUCGGACGAGGAUGACUGCACAGGAACAAUGAGACCUCUUCCAGAAGAUUCAGGAACUCUAGUACCUUCCCACGAUCUUCCGGACACAGGAACACUGGUUUCAGGGAUUUUGGAUCUGGGUACGAUGGUUAUUAACAGCGACACAGAUACAGAAGCAACGAUGAAAAGGCAUAAUACUGGUUCAGUUGAAUCGGGAAAGAAAUAUCGGCCAUUAUUUUUGGAUCACUUCGAUACAAAAGAAGCACCAGAAAUAGGAAAGGGGAAUGGACAGAUAUUAGGAAUGCAUAAUCCUGAAGUAGAGAAUAAAUUAGAUUUACAGAAUCCAAUAGAAUCUCAAAGGUUUCAAAAUAAUUUACAGUUGCAACUUAAUCAAAUUUCGCAUCCAGUGCCAGAACCGCCUCAUAAUAACAUAUCUAAAUUUCAAAAUGCUUUCACGGAAAGGGAUUUCGAUUUUAUAAACAACUAUAUCCUGCAGCUGAAGUUUCUCUCGUACGAGGAACUGCAGCAACGAAUGGCGAGUCUAGACGCCGAGAUGGAAAGAGAAAUCGACGAGCUUAGAAGAAGGUAUCAAACCAAGAGACAGCCAAUACUCGACGCCAUGGACACUAAGCGUAAACGUCAACAGAACUUCUAACAGUGAUGUACUCUGUUUUUGUGUGAAUGAAGCACGUGUGUGAUAGGACAAAGGUGUACAGUUGUACAAAUUCGUAGAUUUUAUUCUAUAGUUCUCCCCGACUUUCUCAAAUUUGGUCAAACUAAAUAGGAGAAAAAUUAAUUCAAUGUGAAAAUUUAAUUUUUAUCCUUGCCUUUGUUGUUGAGCGAUCAAUUUCGUAAUUAAGGCAAGAGGAAGAAAAACUGUUAUGUUGAAAAUCAAAAGAAAUAAUUGUUAUUCCGUUAAUAUAUUAUUUUUUAUUGUAAAGAUGCAAUUUUUUGAGAUUUUACAAAACCUUGAUUUAGAAAACGAAAAUUGUAAUAUAGGUUAAGUCUUGGAGGUUUUUGUUUAAUUCUUUUUUAAAUUUGAAAAAUCCAUGUUUCAAAGAUAUAACUCGAAAGGUUAGAAAAUUUUUUUCAUUUAUUUGCAAGCAAAGCAUUUUUUUAAACAAUCAUCAACUAAAUUCUCAAAUCUCUACAUUAUUUUCAAGGUACAGACGUUGAUGAAAAUUUUGUUUGAAUAAAUUUUCAACAAUCAAAACUGUUCUAAAAACCAUUUUGGAUUUUAAACUUGAAAUCGAUUUUGAAACCUAUUUUUAACGGCACUGCUUGCAAGUGUCAACUAUUGAUUUAUUAAUAUGUAUUUAUUGAAAUAUUUGAGAAAUCUUAAUACUAGCCACUAAAAAUAGUGAGUCACUUUAAAGUAUUUUCAUUUGUCAGGUCAAUUAUACUUUUCUUAUUUUUGAAGUAAAAUGAGUUAAACAAUUUUAGACUAGCUGCACAUGUUUGUUAAAGAAGCAACCAUUAAGAAAUUCAACAAAUGUUAUUUAGAUAUAGAUGAUAAUAGAUUUUUAUUCAAUUAAUCUAUAGUGUGUGAUAAUAAAAACGUAUAUGUAAGAUAUACCUGCGAGGAUUAGUUACAUAAACAGAAGUUUAUUUCUCUCUGUCAGUCUCACUCUUAUGAGCUAAUUGACUGCGGAAGCAAGAAACAUUUAAGGGCAAUAGGUGAACAUAUAAAAUCCAUAAAUAUCAUAAUAAAAUGAGAAAAAAUAAAAAAGAACUUUAUAAAAGAAGUACAUACGUUCAUUUUACGAACGUUAUGCUUCCUCAUAGAUAAUUUAAAAAGGUUAUUUAAUAAUCAAAGCUAAAUUUACAAAAUUAAAUAUUUUUUAAAUGUAUUUAAAAAAUUUUUAAAAAUAGGUAAAAAUAAUUGUGUGGAUUUUUUUCAAAUCCUACUAAAUUUCAGGAUAAUCCGUCAAAGCGUUUUGUAAUUUGAACCAAUUCGGUUUACUAGUUUCAGUUCAGUACGUAAAAACGUUGUUACGAGAAAAAUAUUAAGGAAUGUACUUUGUAUUUCAAGUCAAAUUUUUUGAUUGUAAAUUCUACUUUUUUUACACACGCUUCAUAUUCUUCGAAAGAAAUAAAAGCACUUAUUGUGUACGCGUUCUUUAGACAUUAAGUCUUUUAAAAUACUAUUGAAACGGUUUUUUUUCGUUAGAAAUUUCUAUUUCGCAUGAAAUAUAAGUCGCUUUAUACUACAAAGUCAUUAACUGUAGAAAGUUGUUUUGUGAGAUGAAUUGAGACAUCUUAUACUACAGCUACAUCAGUUAGUAACUAUCGAAAAUGAUUGCAAAGUACUCCAUACUAAUUUUUUUUGUAAUUAUUCGUAAUUUACUAGUUGGUAAAUGUUGAUAUUUUGUUAAACGUUAUUUGCUAUUAUUGUUAUCAUUGUCAUUGAUGUUUACAAAAUAUUUUAAUUAUUAUAAAUAUUUUUCUUACUAUUUAUUAAAACAACUUUAAUCUUUAUAAUAUUUAUUCUGAGCUAAGCAGACGUUUCACAACUAUUCCUCUUUUCUUGCUCUUCGAUUUUUUGGCAAGAUUCACACAAGCUUAAAUAUAACAUCACCGUCUCAAUUGUAAUAUUUGCAAAUUUUUCUUUUAGUUCUAUCUGUUUCGUCCACUAUGUCCAACAUUUAAAUGAGCAUUAUGAAUAAUAUCAAAAAUAUCUUCAUUCGUCACAAAAUUCUUCAAUUUACUAUUUUUAGAAAGUAAAUAAAUUUUUUUUUCUUUUCCAGUUGAAAUUACGUCGUACCUCUUGAGUCAUCGAUAAUCCAUACAUGUUUUUUUUUAAUUUCAUUUUAGCAUCAUCUUGCACAAUUUCAAUAUAUUCUUCCUUGGAUAAACAGAAGGAAUUAUUAUUUAUUGCAUUUAUAAUAUUUUCUGACAAUUCAUUAAAUUUUUUUUCAUUUCAAUACAUUCACUCAUUUUUAUUUCAUGUAAUUAAAAUUAAAAUUUAAUUAAACUAACAAUUUAGCUAUCAAAAGCACACUGAAAGAAUAAAUUUAAGAGUGACAAUAUAAACAUUCUACUUUUACAAAUCUGUUCACUUUGUAUAAGUUUGAUUUGUAUCUCAUUGAAAUGUUUACAAAAAUAAAAUAUCAACAUUUACCAACUAACGCUGGUCAGUGUGCACAUUUACCAAUUUACUUGGUAAAUAUACGUAAUUUUUUCAUUAAUUUAAAAAUUUCUCACAUUCACCAAAUAGCCCGGUAUUAUAUAAGAAAUAUUUCAGCGUUCGUCGCAUAAAUAUUUUUUAAAAUAUUUUGUAAAUUUUCAACUUCAAUGAACUUUUAUGAGUCAAAAUUUUUUUGAAAUAUUUCCUGAAUAUUGCAGAGUUUUCAUAUGUAAUAUUGCAGAAGUAUUAAGUAUAAUAAUUCAGCAAAAUUGCACGGCAAUAUUUCUCAAUGGCUGACAUUUUCCUGUUUUCAUCAAUAUUUUAUGAACCUCUCAUUGAAAUAUUUCAAAUCUUUCAAUGAAAGAUAUAGAAAAUAUAAUGUACUGUAUGGGAUGCAUUAUUACAUUUUCUUUAAAUGCAAAAAUAUGGGAUUUCAUGUGAAGUGAUCAAGAAAAAAAAUUCCUUUAAUGUUUAUUGAGUGGAAAAGGAUAAAAAUUUUAGGCGUCAUUGUUAAUUUCUCUUAAAUUAAAUUUUUAAAAAAUUAAAAAAUAAUUAAAUAAAAAAAUGUUAUUUUGAGAGGAAGACAUGAUUUUUUAAAAGGUCGAUAACCAUUUUUUUAGUACAAAAAGUGGUCGAAUUUUCAUGAAAUUGAGUAUCUUAAUGGUUUUGAUUUUCUGAAUCGAAAUUAAAAAUUGCGAUCGGUUAUUUUGAAUUUUGAUACUAUAUUUGGAUUCAGAGAUCUAAAAUACCUUAAGGUUCCAAGUUUUUAUAGAAAAUUGAAAAACUGUUAAUUAAUGUUUCUACGUUGUGGCCAUUGUAGUCAUGAACAGUUAAAAGUUGUUUUAAAAAACAGUAAAAAUACUUGUAUAGCGAAAAAAAUUAAAAGCCAUAACAUUUUCAUAUCAAUAAGACCACGAUUAAAGAAAAUUUUUACCUCUUGGUCGCUUCACUUAAAGUCUCUCAAAUAAAGGUUUUAGUUUUUUCCUUUAAUACAAAAAUAGAAGAAUGCGAAAACUUAGAACCUACAGUAAAUAAUUCAACACAGAAGAUAAUUGGUUUUAUAUCAGUCGUCCUAUUUAUAAACAAUUUUCACGACGAUUAAUAAACUCUGCUAUGAUGCAAUCAAAUAGGCAAACUAUUCAUUUAUUCUAUGAUUUUCCAAAAUUACUAAAGUACCAGCAUUUUGCAACAUUUAUUAGUCUUUAAUACCACUUUUUUCUUUCGGUCUAUUCGUUGAAUGAAUCAAGAGUUCGGAACAUUCAUUCGGUGAAUUUUUUUAUUUUUAAUUAGUAUAAUUUAUUUUUAUUUUUUAAAACAUGUUAGAUUUUUGCAAAAGUUUAUGUAUGUUUCUUCGCAGCUCCUUUUUUCUCUAUAGAGGUCACUGACAGUAAAAACGAACUAUAAAUUGAAAGAAUUUUUGAAUUUCUGCUAAAAGAAAGUUGCAUGUAGUAAUUCGAAGAAAUUAAAACAUUUUCUAGUUCGAUUGAAAUAAUUAUUAUUAGCAUUUCAUUUCUUUCUGUCGAUUCCCUUAAAUUCUUCUCUCGGAUUCACCACUUUCAUUUGCGAAGUGGGACCAAAUAUAAUUUAAUAUUGUUAAAACAUCUUUUUCUUUUUUUCGACUACUUUAAAAUAUAUAACGUUUUCGCUUAUGAUUUUUAGAGCUUGUCUCUAGUUUGCAAUAAAUUUUUGUUAAGUUCACUUAUAAAAUUACUGUAACUUUACAGUAAGAUAUGAUAUGUCUAGUUUUAAUUUUUCUUUUCCAAAUUCCAUUUUCUUGUGAAAACUUGUAACUCGUGGCCUACGAUUCAAAUACUUGCAACAAUUAAUGUGAUAGGUACUAAAAACGUUGGUAUUCGAAAGAGAGCUUCAAUUUGACCAGUAAGAAAAUAAAUAUAAAUUACAGUAAACAUUGUAAAUCAUAAGCAUAUUUUUAUUACAAGAUAAUGGAACUUGUAAAAUGAAAAAAAAUAGAAUACUGAAUUAUGUUUCAUUCCUUUUUGGAAAGUGAAGAAUCUGCGACGAGGAACAUUUGGGGAAUCGAACAAAAAGAAUGUUCCAAGCCGUUAAUGGUUGCAAUUAAUUUUUGUGUGCAAGAAAUUUUCUUUUCCUUGAGUGAUAUAGUGGAAUGUUUUAGAGAGCUUCUUAAUAAGUAACGCUUGUCUUUUUUUGUAAAUUUCUUUUACUUCUUUCCUUCAUUACGAAAAAACUAAAAGUAUAUUUGUGUAUAACUAAUUACAAUUAAAGAGUACUACCUUUUUGUAUUUUACUAAUGAUAAUAAUAAUAUUAAUAAUAAUAAUAAUAAUAAUAAUAAUAAUAGUAAUAAUUCCGAUUGACCUGAUGCAAUGAUAAUACCGAGAAAUCUUUUUAAUGUCUGGCUGUUGUUUUAUGCUAGAAGCCUAUAAAAACAGAAAGUUUGAUCUAAGAUUUGUUAUCACAACACGGAAAAUUGUAUUGUAUAAAUGAAAAUAGGAGCGUUACAUCUUAUUUGAAUACAACACAAUUUUCUGUGAAUUAGGAAUAAUUCUGGAGACUUCCCAGUGGCUUGUGAAAUGUAGAUUUUUAGAUGUAAGUUUAUAACUUUAUACGAGAGAGAAUAAUAAUGAAAUAUACAUAAAUAUGAGGAGAACUCAAUUUUAAUAUUACUUAUAAAGCACUUAGCAUAUUGAAGGCGUUAGUUAUUAAAAUAGUUAUUGAAUUUAAUUUUUGAUAUUUAAUUAGAAUCCAAUAAUGUUCCUGUUAGUAAGAAAUUUCAUUUGACGUAAAAAUGCAUGACUCCAAGUGCAAAGUGCCAAUUGUAACAUGUUCGAGUUUAUUUGCUUUUAAGAAAAUGUAAUGUAGAUUAUGUAGAGAAUGAAUUGUGGUGAUUCUUCUGAAAUUGACCUUUAAUACAAUCAAGUAUCGCAACUAUAAGAUUACUGGAAAUUUCACGUCUACUAUCGACUGUGUACCGCGUCCGAGUUGUAUCCCCACUUCUUUCUCAAGACUAUAGGGAUUCAUUCUCAUUAUUAUUAUUUGUAUUAUUAAGGUAUACACUACCUCAUGAUUGUAAAGACAUGAUAUUCAAAUCUAAAGAAAAACAUUUAUUUUAUUUCACUUUUUAAUUUAAACAAGAAAUUUUUAUAAAUAAAACAAAAUUUCUAUUAAUUUUAAAACAGGCGUUUUCGAUAAAAUAACGAACUUUUUAACUGAUUAAUUUAAUUGAAUAGCAAUUUUUUCAAAAAAAAUAAAGGUGUUAUCCAGAUCAAUAAUAAUUCCAAAUUCACUCGAACUGAAGAAGCAUCGUAAAGCACAAUAAAAUAUUAAUAAAUAUAUAAUUUUGCUAAUUCCGUAUUCUUCCUGCAGAAAAAAAGCAAUUAAAUAUUUGCUUUUUGUUGACGUCUUUUUUCUAUAAUAAUUAUGAAAACAAUUAAAAUUUAUAGUUCAAAGGGGAAAUACCACUUGUAAGGCGAAAAAAAGUGUUUAUCAAGAAUUUUUUUCUAAUAAACCGUUAAAUUUUUUAAAAAAUAUUAUUUAUAUAUAUUUUAUUUAAUUUCCGAAAAAAAAAUUAUUACAAUCUGUGUCAGUAAUGAGCCAUGAAUGAGGCUUCCAAAAGAACUUGAUGAGUGGUGACCAAAAAUUUGAAAAUAUGGUUUGUUUGAAAUGCAAAAAUUAAAUUGUUUUACAUUAAUUACAAGAUUUUUUUUCUUACUAAUCGAAGGAUUAAAAUUUUUUUACAUAUUUAACAAAACGGCGAUCUGUUAAAGUUAAAAGUUUGAUUUUUGUUAAAAAAUAAGGUGGGUUUUCAGCAGAUUAAUAACUCUAGAUUAUUAUAUACUAAUGAAGCAUAUUAAAUCUUUUAUAAGUUCAACGUUCAUGGUUGAAAUGAGACUUGCUGUAUAUCUCAUUCAUUUUUUACCAGAUAAACUAAGAAAUUUACAGACACACUUCUAAAAAUAUAUAGCUUAAGAAAAUGCAAAAAAUCAAUUUUUUGAAAUUUACAGGAGGUGUUCCCCCUUUAAACAAAUUAGGUAAAAAUUACAAUUCUAUUUCCUUCUUUUAAAUAUUAAUAAACUACCAUCAUACGCAACUCGGACUAAGGUUUGUCGAUAAAAAGUAAACUGUAUCGGUACUUGAAGUCGUCAAUCCAACACUGACAGCAACUUCAAGAAACAAGUUUUGAUCCAAAUUGUCGAGGGUUUUUUAAUUAAUUAUAAAACAUUGCUGUAAUAUAUUGCAUAUGCAGGUAUAACCAGAGAUAAAAAGAUCAAAUUAUUUAAGUAUUGAGCGCAUGUGAUAUUGAAUAAAAAUUGGUGAAAUAACUUUAUAUCAAAAAUACUUUUAAUUAUUAGAACUAAUUUCACAAUUAAAUCAGUCUGUUUUGUAUAUCUUAUGUUAGCAGUUUCCACAAAUUAGUUUUUUUAUUAUAUUAACGCUGAUUUAACAAAAUUUACAUGGGGUCGAAUCAUUAUUACCACACUCCGUUGGUCCUUCUUGUUUUCAUAAUUAUAUACGGGAAAAAAUUAACAUUAUUAUUCUCAUUAAGAAUUAAAAUUUUAUAACAUUUAACUACUCUAAUGUUAAAAGAUUCAUCCAAAGAUUCACUACUAUAGAAUAACUCCAAAUAAAAGUGUAACCCUCAGGGUAUUAACUGCGUUAGAAACCCUGGCGCAUUUUCAAAGUUACGUCAUGUUUAAAAAAGUCAACGAAGGGGACCCGGGGUAAAAAAUUUUUGAUCCCUAACUGUAUGUGACUUUUCAAGCAGAUUUAGUCAAUAUAUGCUUCUUAUUCUAGCUGUACGCAUUCUAAUUUUAAUUAAAGUUCAAAUAAUUUUUUAGUCUAAUCUGUUGUUAAAUUAUGCUAUUCUUAUCAAUUGUAUAUACAUCAAGUGUUUUUUGCAUUAUACAAUAAUUUUUUUAUGAGAUUUGUGAUGAAUUUCCCAACUUCAAAAAUCGCGUAUUUUCAAACUUCGAAAAAUAGUGUAUUAAGCAACAAGAGUUGCUUAAUUACUAUCAAUCCUUGCUGCUUAAUAUACUAUUAUAGAAUAGAUUAAAAAUCGGCUGACGCUAUCUUAAAGUUAAACUACCUGAAAUAUUUUUAUAUUUUUCAAUAUUGUCUAUGACAAGAAAAUGUGAAAAUAAAUAAUCUCUUGAAAAGGAACAAUAAUAACUUUAGUAAAUAAAUAAUAUCACAAAUCUGAGAAAAUUCACGAUUCAUUUAUGAAAAUUUGUUUUUCAUUGACGAAUUACAGUUGAUCAAAGUUGCAGGGAUAGGUUAACACAUGUCAGUUCCUACAUAAAGUUAACACUUUAUAGUCAGUACCCUGAGGGUUAAGUCAACUUAAAACUACCAAAAGUAGAUUAUAUAUUUAUAUGCUAUUAAAUUUAAUGACUAUUAUUACAAUACAUUUAACAUUUAGAUUACCUGCCAUACAUACUUCUUUACCAAUGUUUUAUGAGCUUGACGAAUUGAAAAUUUUGAAAAAAUUACAUCACCAAAGUAAUUUUUAAGCAAGGUUUUCAAUUGACGACAAUUAUUUCUUAAAAUAAUUUCGUAUUUUAUAUUUACACCUUGCUAUAUUAAGCAUAAGAGAUUGGAUAAAUGUAAGAACUUUUAUUAUCUUAAACACUAGUUUUUGUAUAUGAGCAAUUCCACGUGAGAUUGAGGGGUCUAUCCUCCAAUUCCUUGUAUUCUACGUUUUUGGGUAGAGGUUAUGUGUCUAAUUGAGUAAAAAAAAAUUUUGAAAAAAAAUAUUUAUUAUUUUUUGAGAUAUUUGCAUUAAAAAAUUAGUGCAACUUUUUUUUCAAUUAUUCAUAACUUUUUCACUUUUAGUCCUAGCAAAAAGUUUCUUUUCCUUUUUUUGCUCAGAAAAUAUUAAAGUUUAAGAAAAAAAAAUUUGGAUCAUCUAAUUGUGUGUCCAGAAAAGAAUAUUAAGAAUCGAAAAUUAAUUUUAAAAUGUUAUUUAGAGAAAGACCGUAAAAUACCGUGCCGAGAUGGUAGGAAACCUACGCCAAGUUGUGCCGUGGGGUGCUCAAAAAGCGAUUUUCAAUAAUCAUCUGUUAAUAAUUUAUAUUGUUAAAAAUGCUAUUUGCAAUGGUCUUAUUUGACACAGAAUUAGAUGAUCUUCAAAACAAAAAAUUAACUGUUUAUCGUCACUCUUUCAAAUGUUAUUAAUUAUUUAAAUAAUUAUUAUUAUUAAUUAUUAAUAUAAAAUCCGUUCAUCCGAAAUAGUUCAUAUAGGGCUCGUUGGAUGCGGAUUUUGAUAAGCAUUAAAAUGGCGUUUUUAAAAUUAUUCUAAUUUUAUUUGUUCGUAAAAUAUUUCAUUUUUUAUUAAAUUUUAUUAAUUAAUUAAUUAUUAUCUCGAAAACAAAAAAUAGGGUAUUCGUCAAAUUUGGCACAUGUCUUUGGCUCAUAUUAAUGAAUGUCAUGAAUUUUUUUAGCUUAAACGGAGCCCGAUAACAAGUUUAAAAAUUAAAAACAAAUUUAAUUUUUUAAAUAAAUAAAUUUAAAAAAUUCAAUUUUCUAAAAUUAAUUUUUGUUUCUUAAACUUGAAUAUUUUCUGAGCAAAAAACGUUUAAGAAACUUUUUGCUUGGAAUAAAAGUGAAAAAGUUAUGAAUAAUUGAAAAAAAAGUUGCACUAAUUUUUUAAUGCAAAUAUCUCGAAAAAUAAUAAAUAUUUUUUUUCAAAAUUUUUUUUUACUCAAUUAGACACAUAACCUCUACCCAAAAACGUAGUAUACAAGGAAUUGGAGGAUAGACCCCUCAAUCUCACGUGGAAUUGCUCAUAUGACCUUGUCAUAAAAUUAAAAACGUACUAGUAAGCACGAAUUGUCACAUAUUAACUGUAAAUUCAAACACACGCUGAAUUACAGCGAAUUAGGCUGCACCGUAAAGGAUUUCUGACAAUGAAUUAGAAUGAAUUUAAAUUAUCAUCUUCACUUACAGCAGAAUUCAUGGAGGUUAUAAGUCAAUUUAUCGCAAUUCUUUUUUACUUUCUGGCAUGUUAUAAAUGUUUAAUUUACCAUUUUUAAUUAAAGAGAAAAGACUGAUUCAAAAACUACUAUUUAUUAAUUUUUCCGCAAAAUUCUCUUUAUACUUUAAUUCAACUUCUCGAAAAAAUGUUUUCGAAAAAAAUCUAUACAUUUUCAAAGAAUUACCCAUUUAUUUAUACAUUUUAUCAGAUUUUAUAUAUUCUAUAAUAAGUACCUAUUUAAAUAAAAAACUAUACUAUAAUUAAUCAAUAGUUAAUUUACAAUUUAAUAUAUAUUUAAAUUUUUUCAGUAGUUUUAAUAUAUUUGAUAUUUUUCUUUAACAAUUUCUUUUACGGUUACUGCACCAGUAUUAGAGAAGAAUAAUUUUAAUUACGUUGUGGAGAACAAAUUAAAAAUUUCAACUGUAUAUUUAGUUGUUUUCGUCAUAGAACAUUAAAUAAAUUUUUUUUUAAUUUCCAUAUAAUUAAUUUAUAACUUUAUUUCAACAUUGAUAAUAGUCACUUCCUAAGCAAUAAGUUUAGAAUAUAAUUGAAGAUUAUAUUUAUAUAUAAGACUUAUUUCAUAAAAUCAACAUGAAAUUUCAACACCUUUUUCGUUUAAAGAAUAAUGAAAAAAGUUUCGAUUUGUCAAAUUCAGAUUAAAAAAAUAAUUUGCUUAAAAUUACUCACUGGUGCAUGCACCCUACGAGAAGUUUUUGAAGAAAUGAGAUAAAACGAGACAAUUUGAGAUGAAAGAAUCAAAUGAAUAAGUCAGAUUCUCAGUAUCGAUCAUAAAUUCUUCGUUCUUUAAUUGUUUUUUCAAUUGUAAAAAAUAGCAUUACGAGGUAGAAUAUAAAUAGAUAUUUGCAACUCUGCUGUUUCAAUCAUAUAUUUUUUCAAUUAAAAAAAAUCGAUUUAGAUUUUUCAUAAGCUCUACAAUGAUUUAAAAAAGAAAUAUAAAAAAGUAGCCAAUAUGUUUCUAAAACAAAGCGAAAAUGGUCAAUUUCAUAAGAAUCAUUAAUUUUAAUGACAGAAAAAACAAAGAAUUUUUAUUGUUUGUAGUUUUUAAUUGUAUCUCAUAACUCAAGAGCACAAAAACUUGAAAAAUGUAAUUUUAUAUUUUCGGAUAAAUAUGACCGGCAAAGUUUAUUGUAUAAUGUGAUUCAAACUGAUGCCUGAGAAAGAUAUCUUCGAUGUCUUGUUCACACCACAGAAAAAUAUGAUAUUUUUGAUAUAGAACAAAAACACAUUUCUUAUAGAAACAAAGUUUGUUUCUAAAAGUUUCAGUCGUUAUUACCAAAAUUAUUUGUAACCUAAAAAUUUAAUCCUAAUUUCGUACAUGUAUUUAUGUAUGUAUGAGUGUCUGUAGACAAAUUGCAUUGUUUUUAAUUCUUUCACUGACAAAUUUUUUAAAUGCUUAAAUUACACUUUAGAAAUGUUGGUGAUUAAAUGAUUCUUGUACGGUAUAUACAAAUUUAUUAACUUCUUACUUUUAUAAUCAUCAAUUUACAGGAUGAAAUAUGCUACAUAUUGUAUUGAUAUCAUAUUACAAACAUGAUCAUUUAUUUAAAACUUA
Molecule: messenger RNA, 12861 nt
Organism: Leptopilina boulardi
Lineage: Eukaryota; Metazoa; Arthropoda; Insecta; Hymenoptera; Figitidae
Gene: hpo
Product: serine/threonine-protein kinase 3
Exons: 10
Coding region: 280-1866 (528 amino acids)
Biological process (GO): protein tetramerization; regulation of MAPK cascade; protein phosphorylation
Cellular component (GO): cytoplasm
Molecular function (GO): protein serine/threonine kinase activity; ATP binding
Source: RefSeq, a predicted model, not a curated record